Messenger RNA from Talaromyces stipitatus ATCC 10500, 3153 nucleotides. Its product is annotated as raffinose synthase protein Sip1, putative. The transcript has 3 exons. Bases 1 to 2877 code for a protein of 958 amino acids. The record is from RefSeq and is a predicted model, not a curated record. Lineage: Eukaryota; Fungi; Ascomycota; Eurotiomycetes; Eurotiales; Trichocomaceae.
AUGUCUAAAUCAUCUGAUAACGUCUCCGUGGCCCGUCCAUCAGUAUCUGGCGGUCGAGUCUUACAGGCAAAAUUCAUCAGACCUGCUCAGAUGUCCCUGUUUGCUAGAGUUACAUGCUAUCCGCCUCUGGGGGAAGUAACAUGUCUCAAACGAUCAUAUGAAUCUGGACUAGUAACCAAAGACAAGAUCAAGUUUACUGUGAUGCUCUCAUCGAGUACUUCAUUUCCGGAACGAGAUUGGGAAGUCGAGAUUUGGCAUAAUAUUCUACAGAAUGAGCAGUGGACGUCCCUCCCAUUAGCGAGAUCGAAAUCGUCAUUCAAACCUACGGUUAUUGGAAACACAGAUAUUUUGGAGAAUUAUCAUCAUUAUAUAUACUCGUCAGAACUGGAACUUCCUCCCUCGGCUGGAAGAGGCAAUUUCACAGUCCGAUAUAGGACAGGACCCGAUACGGAGUGGCAAUGGGCGAACCAACGGAGAUAUGUCAAGGAUGGAGAGGUAAUUUUUGGAGAGAAAGAUCGUGUAAUACGGUCUAGUAUAGAUACCACAUCACAAUCCGACGCUGGAGACUCGCCGAGGGAUGAAAUUGGAGAAUAUAUUCAAGGACUAUCAAUGCAACUGGAAAUUCAGACAAAGAAGAGCGAAGCACCCAACGCACUUUUAUGGAGCGUUACUGGAACCGCACCGCCAGCAACAGGUGAGAAAUCUGGAAGGAUUCAAGUAUCACUCGGUAUACCAAAAUCAUAUCUGCGUUACUUCUCAUUGGUGCGGGUUUGGAGUCCUUGGCUAGCUCCACGACAUGGUGAAAAGAAGUUCAGAUUGACAGAAGACGCUAUUCUCUGUUCAUUUCUAAGGGCCGAUGGCCUGAACUUGGUGCUUCUCGCUGUAUCAGGUGUCAACGACAUCCUCACUGUUUUUGGGUCGGGAGACGAUGGUGACACUGUGGCCAAAGUCAGAAACGAAAAUACAGAAGAAGCUCGAUUUCAAAUCCUCGUCUCUGUUGCGGAAAGCUUCGAAGUGGGCAUAUGUGCUUUGAUAUAUGAAGCCCGAAAAGUCGUUCGUGAUUCAAGUACUGCAAUUGAAUUACCUCUCGUAUCUGAUCUGCCGCCCGAACCCGACUCUCCCACUAGCGAUGACAUGGUCAUCGUAGGAGACGAUGCUCGUACGCAGUGGCUUGCUGAUUGGUACGAGGGUCUCUCGUACUGCACCUGGAAUGCACUAGGCCAGAAUCUGACCGAAAAGAAGAUACUCGAGGCUCUUGAUGCAUUGAAGGUCCAUGGAAUAAAGGUUGUGAACUUGAUCAUUGAUGACAACUGGCAGUCCCUUGAUAAUGAAGGCAAAGAGCAAUGGUACCGUGGCUGGAAGAACUUUGAAGCCAAUGAAGGAGGUUUCCCUUCCGGUCUACGGCAUACAACUAGCGUCAUACGACAGCGACAUCCGAAUAUUUCACAUAUCGCAGUCUGGCAUGCUCUGAUGGGUUACUGGGGCGGUAUAUCACCUACUGGGGCUCUGGCUCAGAAGUAUAAGACCAAAGAGGUUAUGAGAAAGGACUCCGUUGCGAGCGGGAAAAUGCUGGCAAUUGAUCCUGAUGACAUUAAUCAAUUCUACGACGACUUUUACUCGUUUUUAACGUCAUCUGGCAUUGAUGCCGUAAAGACGGAUGCUCAAUUUUUCCUCGAUUUACUAGACAGUGCAGAAGACCGAAAGCGAUUCAUCUCAUCGUAUCAAGAUGCCUGGACGAUUUCUUCACUCAGAUACUUCGGCACUCGCGCCAUUUCAUGCAUGUCAAUGACACCGCAGCAGAUAUUCCACUCUCAGAUACCGACCAACAAACCUAGUAUACUUCUUCGUAACUCCGACGACUUUUUCCCGGAUAUAGCGGAUUCUCAUCCUUGGCAUAUAUUCUGCAAUGCACACAAUGCCCUCUUGACAGCUCAUCUUAAUGUGAUUCCUGACUGGGACAUGUUCCAAACUAGUCAUCCAUAUGCCUCGUUUCAUGCUGCCGCCAGGGCUGUAUCAGGCGGACCGAUUUAUAUUACCGAUAAACCAGGCGACCAUGAUAUUGGAUUGAUCAAUCAGAUCACAGCGCCUACGACUCGAGACACCACGAUAAUCCUUCGGCCGAGUGUCGUAGGUCGCACAUUGGAUGUCUAUCACAAUUACAAUGAAGGAAAUAUACUCCGUAUCGGAACAUACAGUGGUUGGGCUCGCACGGGGAGCGGUAUCCUUGGGCUUUUCAAUAUUAGCCCAGGAGAUGUUUCGACUAUUGUUCCACUUGCAAUAUUCCCGGGUAUUGAUGCCACUACAGCAAAUACACCCUCUUCAUUCCCUAUUCAUGAUCAUAGUGACGGCUAUGCUAGCUAUAUUAUUCGCUCGCAUUCAACCGGCAUUAUCAGUGAUAUCAUGACUCCGACUGGCGCACAUUCUUUGGUCUCUGUGACCCUCGCGUCCAAGGGUUGGGAUAUCUUGACCGCAUAUCCUCUCCGCACAUUCACUCUUGAAGGCAGUCGUGGCUGCUCCUCGAUGUCGUCUUCCACGACUUCCUUGCUAACACAUGUUGCUGUCUUGGGCCUCCUCGGCAAGAUGACAGGCGUCGCUGCGAUUGUCACCUCUGAUAUCACUGUUGUCGAGAGCGGUCGACUCAAAUUCGAUGUUAACCUCAAAGCUUUAGGGGUACUAGGCAUAUAUCACUCCACGCUGGAAAGUAGGGAUAUUGACAAACACGUCAUGGUCAUGAUCUCAGGACUGGCCGUGCCAAGAGAGACCGUGUGGAAAGAUCACGAUAAUGUCCUCGCGGUAGAUGUGCUACGGGCAUGGAAAGCGCUGAAACUGGAUGCUGGUUGGAGUAAUGAGGUGCGAGUGCAGGUAUUCAUUAGCUAGGUCAGGAACAAUCGUAACAAUACGAAUCAUUUCAAUACUGGUACCUGGGUAUGUAAUAUAUCCAGUAUUGUCAUUUACGAGCCAUGGAAGAUGGCGUAAUGUGGCUUAUGAUCUACGUGCCCCACCAACAACAACGAACGAAUCACAAUACAUUACUUUCUGGCAUCUCCGUAUGGAGACCGUAUGGACUUUACAUAUGAACCUUGUAUCGAUAUAUAUGGAUGUUGUUUCAUAGUUUCAUCGAUAGCUUUCAAUCAAAACUUCAUUACCUGUUGU